UUUUCUUCGGGCCAGUUUGGCAUGGGGCUCCUCCUCUGCCGGCCGCGCUCGACGUCGUUCGACGACUGCGCGCUCCCGCCCGAGCUACUGCAGCACGUCGCGCAGUUCAUCCCGACAGCGGCCGACUUCUUCCGCUUCCUUGAUGCGCUACCGCUCGACGUCCUCACCGAGCCGCUCGCGAGCCUGCUCGAGCUCGGCGGUACCUUCUUCGAGCCGGACGACCUCUGGCCCGCGCUCGCCUUGCCACCGCAUGCCGUCGUGGAUGCCGAGGCGCGCGUGCUCCUCGCCAAGGCCAUGGUCAUGUACCCGCUCGUGCGUGUGCGGCAUGUACCACAGGCCCUGAGCUGGCCGCUGCUCCCGACGACGACGAUCGCGCUCAGCAGCUUUCACAUGAAGCCGGACGCGUUCGACUUGGCAGUGGCCCACUGGCCUGACCAGCUCGUGUCUUUGCACGUCCUUUUGCUAGAGAAGGCGCAGGCGCAAGACGAAGAGGGUGACGCAACGUGGUGUCGCGCUCGCGUCUCGAGUCUCUGCGAUGGCCUUCGCACGCUGCGCCGCCUCCGGCAUCUGCACCUCCGGCUCUGUCUUCGCCGGCCCGCGCCCGAGCUCUGGGAUGCGUUAACUGCCGCGAGCGCACUCGAGUCGCUCACGCUUGACGCGGAUGCCGACUCGGUGUGGGACACACGCCCGUUGUCAAAAUGGAUCGUCGGUCGCCCGGGCUUGCGCAGCUUGCAUCUCAUCAACCUCGUCUCGGAUGCAAGCGCUGCAGACGACGAUGCUACGAGCGAGCUUGCGACCGCGAUCGUCGGCGCGGCGCAGCUCCGGUCAUUGCAGCUGGUGCACUGCGCCGUCACAAGAUCGUUGCUGCAUCAUAAUUUGCCACCGCAGAUGGUUCGUCUGGUCAUUCACACGGACGACGCGUCGAUGGAUGUUACCCAGCUCGUGCGCGCCGCCGCAAGCGCACCUGGCUUGCGCAUCUUCUCGCUGGUGUGCGCACCGACAUCACGGCCCUCGCCGCUUCUGGCCUUUCGAGCGGCCACAAGCCUUCGACACCUCAGUCUCAAGUUUGUACCAAUCUCGUUCGAUGCAUGCAGCGACCUUGCGAGGCUGCUACCUCGCCUGCACACUCUCACGCUGGAUGGCAACGACCUGGAUGACGACGCUGUAGUGGCACUCGCACCAGCCUUCGCCGACGCCAUCCUCCUCCGCAAAGUGUAUGUGCGGCACCAACCGUUUGGUGACAAGGGCGCUAUGGCCCUCGCGACCGCGCUCCCACGCUCGCUGCGGGUCGUGUCGCUGGCCAAAAAUCAAAUUGGCACGGCCGGCGCGGUAGCGUUUGGCGAGCGACUGCACUUAGCAAGUACGCACUGGACGACACUCGUGCUCCGCGCCAACCCGCUGGGCCGAGACGGCGUCAUGGCGCUUCUCGCCGCGCUCGCUGUCCGCCCAUUCUGCGCGCUCGAUGUGGUGCAUACUGUCGUCCAUGCCUCCGAGGACGACGACGUCGACGCGUGCAAAGCCAGAAUCGCUGGACUGCCCCACGGCACGACCGUGGACUUUUGGUGAAUUGAACAUGAGUCUAUGUACAUAUUAGUUUGUGGAUUGGCUGCACAGAUUGUCGUUUCCUGUCGACCGGUGCGAGCGAGUGACACUUGGGUGAUAGUUGAUACAUUCUUGAUACAUUUCUUCGG
Molecule: messenger RNA, 1691 nt
Organism: Saprolegnia diclina VS20
Lineage: Eukaryota; Oomycota; Saprolegniomycetes; Saprolegniales; Saprolegniaceae
Exons: 1
Coding region: 22-1566 (514 amino acids)
Biological process (GO): nucleocytoplasmic transport; activation of GTPase activity
Cellular component (GO): perinuclear region of cytoplasm; nucleus; cytosol
Molecular function (GO): GTPase activator activity; small GTPase binding
Source: RefSeq, a predicted model, not a curated record